UUUCGAUUUGAAUAUUUCUGAGUCCUUUCACCAGAGGAUGAGUGGAACGAUGAGAGAUUCAGGAUGCAUUAUCUAGUAUAAAAAUCUUUGCAACAAAACUACUUGUAAUACUUGUGAGAAAGCAAAGAUGUUCCGAGCGUUGAAUUACGGACUUGCGACACUUCUGCUCAUAUUUGCUUACAUACUAGAUGCAGUAUCAGGAUCAGAAGUAAUCAAAAAUGGAUUUGAAAAGUUCAAGUCUAUUCCCAUACAAUCGUGUACGAUUCCUGAAUCAGAAGAGCACUACUACACUUCAUUCGAUGGGUCAAAAAGAUUACAUCCAAAAAAAGACAUAGUGGAAGGAAACGGACAGCACGCUGUCAAGGUCAAAUGUAGAGAUUCAUCGAAACAAAGCAAAGCAGCAGAUCUUGCAGUUUGUUUUGACGGUAAAUGGUAUCCGAGUGAUCACGAAUGCGUGUCUAGAACCUGCCACCCAGUUCAAAACACAACUUCCACCAACUAUACAUGUACUUCACCUGAAGGUAGUCACAUCAGUUGUGAUCAGUAUGUUCCAAGCAACACCCAAAUCACAAUCCAGUGUUCUCAUUGGAGAUACGCAAACCCCAACGGAAACCAGAAUAAGAAGUUGUGUUUGAAUGGGAUAUGGGAGAAAUGGGAUACAUGCGAAUAUCAGUGUGGUGUAACUGUCGAACCUCCUCCAGAGGUCAACUUGUUGAAAAAAGCAUUGUACAAGAACCCGUGGCAUGUCCUAAUUUAUCACUUCAAAGAUAACAAAUGGAGUCACAAGUGUAUGGGCACAAUUAUCAGUACUAACAAGAUCGUCACUGCUCAUAUUUGUUUUCCAAGUGAUACAGACUUAUUAUUUGAUAUCAGAGUGGUAGUGGGUCAGUACAGAGAUUUCCGAGCACCGGAAUCCUCAUCUCGUAUGCUUGAUGUAGAAAAAGUUUCCUACUCAAGGGCGGACGAAUAUAGUUCCAUUGCAAUUAUUACAACUAAAACCAAUAUACAUUAUGAUGACACAGUCGGUGAUGCGUGUUUCAGCCUUGAUCCAAACUUCGAUAUAAGUCAAGCAAGUUUAAAUUGGAAAAUGGCUAUUUUGAAAGUAGAUACUGUCUCUCGAAUAGCUUCUAAAGAAUCUGUACGUAUGUCAUUAAUUUCCAAUUCACAAUGCUUACCUCGUGACAAGCAAUUCAAAGAAAAUCACUUACGUCCUGAUCAGUUCUGUGCAGUUUUUGUUGGGAACGGGAGAUUCAAUGCCACCGACAUUGGAACCGGACUUAUGUUUGCAGUGAAACUUCCGGGUAAUUCUUUGCAGUACUAUUUGCAAGGGAUACUUGACGGUGCAAUUGAUGAUUCUAGAAUACUAACUUUUAUAAACAUGUUUAGGUUUGAAACACAAUUUUUUAUCUACAGUAUAAUUCAUGAUAAUAAGAGCAUGAUUUUUUUUUCAUAGGACUAAAGACUAACGAGUGGAAAAUUUGAUCUUCGAGCCAAAAACCAACAAGUUUUUGAGAAUAAUACCGAUGUUGGAAAACUUAGUCAAUGUCAAAGUUGAUGCUUGAGUGUAGUAUCGAUGUAGUUGACUAUUUUCUGAGAAGCUUGGAAGCUUAACCUUAAAACACGUAUUUGAUAAUAUGAUACUACUUAUUCCCUGAUGUGAUUUUUGUUUUUCCUCUGAGGAUGUAUUAAAGGCAACUCGUUGUUUGAAUCAAUGAUGAAAAAUAUUAAUUUAUUCCAUUCAGAGGUGGCUGAUGUUCAAAUUAGAACUUGUGGGAAUUUUCACUGUUGCUAUGUGCGAAUCAAGCUCAAUUCGUAGUAAAUCGAAAUGAUGUAUUUUUGAACUCUCGUUGUAAAAUAAAUGCUGUUAUAUCUUCUAUAUUUCGUAGUUUUGUCAACAAUAAUACUUUAUAAUUCGUAGAGUUGUAAGCUCUAUUAGCGGUGGCUGAUGUUCAAAACUAAUGGAGUUUUCAAUCGCUUUUGAUAUUACCAAUAUAUCUUCAUACCGUGAUUAUAUAAAUUAGAUAUCAUAUUAUUUAUCACAGUAGAACCUCCAUAAUUUCGCCUCUAUAAUUUGUAGUGCAAGCGCAGUCCUUUGAAAUAAAUUCUAGACCUGGAUUCGCCCACAUCAGUGACAGUGAACAGUGAAAAUAUAAUUUCCAUAAGAUCUAAUGGUAUUAUUCAUACUCAUUCGGCCGGGCUGAGUAGGAAUAGUCAAAUAAGAACUUGUGUGAAUUUCCACUGUUGCAGUGUGCAAAUCAAGCUUAAUUAUAAAUCAAAAAAUGUAUUUUGAAACCCUCAAUAAUCCGUUGUAAAAUUAGACGCUGUCAUAUCUUCAAUUUCUAUUUCGAGGUUCUGUCAAAUUUAUUUCGAAAGAACUUUCCCAUACAACAUGGAAAUUGUAGAUGAUUACUGUUCUAUGCUAUCGCUUAAUAUAAAUUAUUAUACAUUAUAGUUCAAUAGUCUUAGUUAUAGCCAAAUACCAAGAAUAAGGAUUAUUUUCCAUUGAUGAUGUCGUAAUACUGUAAAACCAUUGCAUUACAAUGAAUGUCACGCGAAAUUAUUGUCUAUAGACACAAUAUUCAUUAUAAUCCAAUAAAGGAAAGAUAGCAUAGAAUUCCUUAUGCUAUCGAAGAUGCUUCAUGUCAUCUUUCCUCUGGUAGACUAUAAUUCAGUAUAGUGCAUUGACCUCCUGUGUGAAAAACUUUUCGAAUUUGUAUUCAAGUGUGAGUUGUAAUGUUGUGGUAGCCUACAGUGACAAUGAAUUCCAUGUUGUAGAGUACAAGUUCAAGAAUAGCACGAAAAAAUUGAGAAAUAGCUGCAUUUGAUAAAACUUAAUAAGAAUCAUCAUACAUUUGGAUUCUAGUGAAUAUUAGGUGAAUCUUUCCAUAUUUUUGAACGUUAUCAACUUUAAAAAUUACAUGAUUCCAUUUACAGAUUUGUUCCACUUGAAAUGAUUAAUUUCCUGGGAAGAUUGUUAAAUAUUCUUGUCGUCCUGAGAAUGGAAUUAAUUUGAGUUGAAUACAGUAGCAUGAACACUGUUUUUAAUAUGUACAGAAUAUUGAUACGAAUGAUAAGAAGUGGAAUUAGACAAUCUUCAUUCAACAGGAAGUUGGGAAAAAUAUAUUAUUGAGUUUUUUUCAACACUUACCAACAAUGUUAAAUAUGAUCAAUAUGUACAAUAUAAUAAAUAAUAUCAAUUUUCUAUCUCUCAAA
Nilaparvata lugens (brown planthopper) is the source of this 3213-nucleotide messenger RNA. RefSeq lists its product as uncharacterized. Gene Ontology annotation, molecular function: serine-type endopeptidase activity. The transcript is spliced from 2 exons. Gene Ontology annotation, biological process: proteolysis. The coding region runs from base 128 to 1453 and encodes 441 amino acids. The record is from RefSeq and is a predicted model, not a curated record. Lineage: Eukaryota; Metazoa; Arthropoda; Insecta; Hemiptera; Delphacidae.